Pantherophis guttatus is the source of this 2238-nucleotide messenger RNA. RefSeq names its product GATA binding protein 5 (gene GATA5). Gene Ontology annotation, biological process: positive regulation of transcription by RNA polymerase II; cell fate commitment; negative regulation of transcription by RNA polymerase II. Gene Ontology annotation, molecular function: DNA-binding transcription factor activity, RNA polymerase II-specific; zinc ion binding; RNA polymerase II cis-regulatory region sequence-specific DNA binding. Gene Ontology annotation, cellular component: nucleus. The record is from RefSeq and is a predicted model, not a curated record. NCBI's taxonomy places the organism in Eukaryota, Metazoa, Chordata, Lepidosauria, Squamata, Colubridae.
CGGAGCUGGAGGCGCGUUCGCUGGGCGCAGCUGAGAUAACAGCCCCGACGGCCGCCUCCGCCUGGCCGGAGAUCCCUUCAAAAGCCUUUUCGGGGGGAGAGAGAGAGAGAGAGGGAGGGGGAAACGUCGGCUGCUCCUGCCCGAUUUUCUUCUUCUCCCCCUCCCAUUUUUUUUUUUAAAUAUUCAUUUAAUUAUUUUUAUUUUUAUUUUUGCACCUUUCGGAUUGCGUUCUUCCUUCCCCUUUGUGGCAACUAGGAUUAUUUUUUUUUUUGCCUUGACCUGCUUUCCCACGUCAUGCGAGUUUUUCCUCCGGAUUUGUAAUAACGUGCUUGAAAACUCUUUCGAUUGUGUAACAGCCCAGAAGUUUUAGCCAAACGUUUUGUGUACCUGUUCUGGUCCUUUCCAUCCAAGUUGUUCACUUGUCUUGACGGAGUCCCUGUGAUCGCCAGUCCGCUGCUGCUUUUUGACCAAGUGAAACUUUGCUUUGAAGGAUAUAAAAUGUAUCAAAGCUUGGCCCUUGCUCCAAAUCCUGGCCAGUCAGCCUACCCCCACGAUGCCAGCAAUUUCCUGCACACUCCAACAAGCCCAGCUGUUUACGUCCCCACCAGUCGAGUUCCCUCCGUGCUCCAGGGCCUGCCCUACCACCUCCAAAGCUGUGAUCCCACCCACCAAGGCCAUCCUCUGGGCAGCCACCCCGGAUGGGGUCAACCAGCCACCGCUGAGGCUACUCACUUCAACACUGGCAGCCCUCACCCACCUUCCAGUUUUGCCUACACCCACAGCCCUCCUGGGGGGAGCACUGCCGGUCGAGACGGGGGCUACCAAAGCCCGCUGUUGCUGGGUGCCGGAGGAGGCCGUGACCAGUAUGGGAACACUCUGAUGCGUUCGGUCAAUGGAUCCUACUCCAGCCCGUAUCCCGGCGCUUAUGUGAACCCAGCGGAGAUGACGCCAUCUUGGCCUGCCAACCAUUUUGAGAGCAGUGUCUUCCAUAGCCUCCAGACGCGACAAGGAGCCUUGGCAGGCCGGAGAUCGUACGGUAGUCCUCGACUUAUGGCUGGAACUGAGACCACAAUUUCUGUUGAUUUCUUGGAGGAAUUUCCCGGGGACGGCCGAGAGUGUGUGAACUGUGGGGCCAUGUCCACCCCCUUAUGGAGGAAAGAUGGCACAGGGCAUUAUCUGUGCAAUGCCUGUGGCCUCUAUCACAAAAUGAACGGGAUCAACAGGCCUCUCAUCAAGCCACAGAAACGACUGUCUUCAACUCGUCGAGCCGGUCUUUGCUGCACUAACUGUCACACAACCAACACAACCCUCUGGAGACGGAACUCAGAAGGGGAGCCGGUGUGCAACGCAUGUGGAUUAUACAUGAAACUCCACGGGGUGCCAAGACCUCUGGCAAUGAAAAAGGAAAGCAUCCAGACCAGAAAACGGAAACCUAAAAAUGUCAAUAAAGGCAAAUCCUCAGCAAACAGUUCCACAACUUCCACCAACAACUCUCCUUCCUCACUUACAAACUCAGAGAGCACCGUCACUUUAAAAACCGAACCCGCCAUUACACCACAAUAUCCGGGACAAGCAAUAGUGUCAACAUCCCAGGGUCCCGGACAUUCUGAAAACGGGCUGGAGGAGCCUCAUCCCCAGUUCAAGUAUGAGCCAGAAGACUACACCUUCCCAUCUGCCAUGUCCCAACCAUCAGGUCUAAGUGUUGGCCCCCGUCAAGACUCAUGGUGCGCCUUGGCCCUGGCGUAAGCAAAUCAGCCUUCCGUUUGAAAAACCAAGGAAUCCCUUCUACCAUCCUUCAGGACAUCACUGGACAGCAGACAAGAUUUCCGGACUGUAAUCCUUUGGAUCUGCCAGGUUUCUUGUAAUCAAUAUGGUUUUCUAUUCCUUGGGAGAUACCUUCCUUCCUUCUUCUCUACGGAGGCCAUCCCGCCUGCCAUCUUUUGCUGCUGACUCCCUUUUUUGGCCCUUUGAAUCUCUAAGAAAGUUGAUAUUCUUUCGCCAAUCAAAAAAAGAAAAAAAACCAGAAAAGGGAUUUGGGGAGCUCUGACCUCAGCCAUGAGCCCCUCUUUCUCCCUUCUCCCGAGAUCCAUCCGAAAGCGAUAACAAUCGAUGUUGUCUUCACAGUGAUUCGUCUCUUCCUUCCCCUCUUCUUCUUUUCUUCUUCUUCUUCUUUUUUUUUUUUAAUGACUCCCUUGUGUGCAAUUUUAUUCUUAAAUAAAGAGGAUGGUAACAUCUUGA